AUGAAUCAACAUUCCGGUUCGGCAACCCUCCCACGGGGUUUCAGGUUUGAGAUGCCCAGGACACCGGAGCCCUUCGCAGAAAACGAUGAGGCUCAAAUCCCUUCGCCACCAAAACCACGUCUAAGGUUGGUCAAGAGGCGCGUUGUCUCUCAACUCACGGCACCUACUCAGCAGUUUCUCGCUUCUGUGGCUGCCGCCGACGUUCCAAUUCCUAGCAUUGAGGAGCCAGAGACGAGUUCGCACGACUUCGCCAUGGGGAACGCUGACUCUUUCCCCGCGAGAAUGCGCCACGAGGAGAUGGAUGCGAGCUUUUUGCAGCCCAUCGGGCGAACAUACGAGCUCCCAAAGACGCCAGCACCCGACUUCAUCCCGUGCUUAUCGCCAGGGCAGUACCCCAACUGGACCCUUGACUCGACUGCCAGCAGCGUCGAGUCGACACCAGAGCCAGACUAUGAAUCCAGCAGACCUUCGACGGCUAGGUCAACAUUGACUAGCGCAUCCUUGUUCAGCCGCUUUUCCAUGCUUUCAGAUGACGACAAUUGCGCCAGCCCUCUACUAGAAAGCAAAGAGCACUAUCACCAAGAAGAACCCGAGCUUCCGCCGGCAGCUCAGCCAUCCGCAGCAGCUGGUAAAGCCAAGGCCAGGAAGGCUCCCUGGACCAAGGCGAUGAGCGACCAUUUGUGGUCAACGUUUAUCCUGUAUCUCCAGGACCCCAAGGUGACACCUUUCCGGAUGGGCAAGAGCUGCCUCCCACCUGACGGUGUCUGCCUUCGCGUGGCGCGCGAAGCAAAGAGAAGUUGGAAGGGCGCCAAAGCUUUGACGAAGAAGACCAACGUGAGCGAUGGAAGGAAGAGUGGGAGCACUACACCCACCGCCGAGAACAGCAGCACAUUUAUCCAGUGGCCUCACACUUGCGCCGCGACCCGAGUUCACCUGCGUGAGCUGUGCAGGCAGAAAGCUGCGGCGGGCGCAAAGAACCCACGCUUCCUCCCUCGCAGCACGACCCCUUUUGCGCAAGCUGCUGCGCGUCACUCCAACAUGCGCCCGGCGCCGGCGCAUGAGCCUCUUCAAUUCGCCACCCAGGACAUGUCUCUGUCUCUUGCCUUGAGCACAGCAGAAAGCAUGCAACCCACUGGUCCCCUGGCGCAACUCACGGGCUCAACCCCUGAGCCUGUGGAGGAGCAAUCUAAUGCUACUGAGCCCUUCCCACUGGCACCGGCUUUUGACAUGCCGAUUAUCAGCCCAAAUAUCGAGACUUUCGAGGGCGGGCCUGGUUUCGCCGAGCGCCAACGUUUGGGAUCCCCCUUUGGCGCGAAGAGCUAUGGACCCAGCUCCUCGGGAUCGCUUGCCACCGUGCUUGGCUUGAGUGGACCAAUGCCUCGCAGACAGAGCCAGACACUUGGCUCUCGCCGCACACUCCAGUCACCAGUACGAAUGAGCAGGUCGGGUACUCAAAAGCGACGUCACACCCAAUCCAGCGUUCCUCGCGUACGACCUAGCAUCGGCGCUGAUCUGUGGCUCGACCCCAACUUCAGCAUGAACUCCACGGGCGACGCUCGUGCCGACCGGGAAUUCUGUUCCACAGCGUCGAGCCACCACGAUGAGCUGUUCAUCCCAAGGAUACCUCCGGUACCUACCCUGAGCUCGUCCACUAGCAUGCCCAACGUGGGAGGCCAGUUGUUGGAACCUCCAGCUCUCCAGCCUCCCCGUCUUGGCUCUCCAUUCAAGGGUCACCGAGCGACCCGCUCGAGCUUCAGCUUCCCCAGCAGAAUGCACCGGGCGCAAAGCGGCAGUGUCGACCUCGGCAUGCUUGGGCGACCAUUUGCCACUAUCCAACAGCCCUCGACCGAGUCGAGUACCUCUCCCGUACGAUCCAAUCUUGCCGGCCGCCUGGCUUACCUUGACCAGCGCCUCAAGGAGAUUCGGCAGAGGGAAGCGAACCGUCGAUCUCAGUCACCGUUGUAG
Molecule: messenger RNA, 1965 nt
Organism: Podospora bellae-mahoneyi
Lineage: Eukaryota; Fungi; Ascomycota; Sordariomycetes; Sordariales; Podosporaceae
Exons: 1
Coding region: 1-1965 (654 amino acids)
Source: RefSeq, a predicted model, not a curated record